Carassius gibelio (silver crucian carp) is the source of this 1266-nucleotide messenger RNA. RefSeq names its product glycogenin-1. Gene Ontology annotation, cellular component: cytoplasm. The coding region runs from base 266 to 697 and encodes 143 amino acids. The transcript has 3 exons. Gene Ontology annotation, molecular function: glycosyltransferase activity. Lineage: Eukaryota; Metazoa; Chordata; Actinopteri; Cypriniformes; Cyprinidae. The record is from RefSeq and is a predicted model, not a curated record.
UUAAUAUUUCUGACUCUCACCAUUUAAGAACAGGGCUUUUCAUGAACAAUUUGUUAAUUUGUUAUAGGAAACAUGCAUCAUCGGCUUCCAUUAAGGCUUAAACAUGACUUGAUUUUUCAGGAAAUCCAUUAUGUUGUGAUCUGUUGUGCAUUAGCAUAAUAAUGUGAAAUCAAAUUCAUUAGACCGGUGUUAUAUCAAACUAAUAUCUUUAGCAGAACAGGCAUUUGUCACUCUGACCACAAACGAUAGCUAUGCAAGAGGAGCUAUGGUGCUUGGAAAAUCUCUUAGGAACCACAAGACUUCAAAAAAGCUGGUGGUGCUCAUUGGACCCCAUGUGUCCAAUCAGACAAGGGCAGUUCCUCAUAAGAUCUUUGAUGAAGUCAGGGUAGUGGAUGUGUUGAACAGUGGGGACACAGCAACCUUAGCCAUGAUGAAGAGACCUGAUCUGGGUGUCACGUUCACCAAGCUGCACUGCUGGACUCUUACAAAAUAUUCCAAAUGUGUGUUUAUGGAUGCAGACACACUGGUGGUAUCAAACAUAGAUGAGCUGUUUGACAGAGAGGAGCUGUCUGCAACUCCAGACCCCGGCUGGCCUGAUUGUUUUAACUCUGGUUUGUUUGUGUUUCGCCCAUCUAACGAAACCUACAGCAAACUUCUGAAGUAUUGCACAGAGCACGGAAACUUUGACGGUAUGUAAAAUAGCACUAUCAAUUGGUUUUAGAUUGUGUCAAAGCUCUAAAUUUCAGUUGGAGCAAAUGGCUUUUAGGGCAUUGACAGUUUAUUGUGUAGUUUGAAGCAUUUUACAUUAAAAUUCCUGGUCUGUCCAUGCUGUCAAGGCGUUUCACACCAAGAACAAAAACUAUAACAUUGAGUAUAAUGAAAACAUACUCGGUUACUAACAUAACCUAACAAUAAUUCCCUUUGUCACGGGUGGAAGGAACACACGACAAGGAGAGCUUAAAAUAAAUUCUCCGGAGGGUGGAUUUAUCCCCAAACAUUGAACUGAAACUAGUAGAAAGGUGCUGAGUUGAGUAAGUGCUCUCCAUGUGGGUUUCCAGUGGUCGGUGGUUCCAUGUAGGACUCGUGGCGGUGCUGAUCGGCUACACACUCGUUUCAGGAAGGGAGAGGAGAAUGCAUGUUAGUUCCCAGUAUAGAGUAGACCAGCCCUCCCUGGCCAAGCCUCGCACAACUUAUCUGGCUGUGAGCGAAUGAGCCUCAGCUGUGGCCGAUCAGCCCAUGAUGAGUGAGUGCAGGUGCUCCUUGACC